GUGAAGCUGCCCAGCAUAGUGAGCUCCAAUAGCUCACUCGGUCGAUGGGUCUCCGGAUUCUUCCGUCCGAAUUUUAUCCUGUUUGGAACAAGUGUCAAACAUACAUUUCGAAUGAUCAAGUUGAAAACUUGAGGGCUACUCAGCGACAUUUCGUGGGCUGUUCAAGCAUGGACCCUACCGAGAACCUUAGGUCCUGCUCGGGGCGGAGCGGGGCAUGUUGCCUCUGCGAGAUGAGCAGAGCUCCGUAUAAAGUCGGACAGUUCUGUUGAAUUCCUCAGACAGUGAGGGAAGCAGGUCAUUCUUCGAUCGCGAGCGAUUAAGAGUUUCGCCGAGAUCCAGCUCGUCGGUUCAGGAGAAGGAGUCAGUCGGCAGCGAUGGGGAAGGAGAAAUUUCACAUCAACAUCGUGGUCAUCGGCCACGUCGAUUCCGGGAAAUCGACAACGACGGGGCACUUAAUCUACAAGCUGGGCGGGAUCGACAAGCGAGUGAUCGAGCGGUUCGAGAAGGAGGCGGCGGAGAUGAACAAGAGAUCAUUCAAGUACGCCUGGGUGCUGGACAAGCUGAAGGCGGAGCGCGAGCGCGGAAUCACGAUCGACAUCGCUCUGUGGAAGUUCGAAACCAACAAGUACUACUGCACCGUGAUCGACGCCCCGGGCCACCGCGAUUUCAUCAAGAACAUGAUCACCGGCACGUCGCAGGCCGACUGCGCCGUGCUCAUCAUCGAUUCCACCACCGGAGGCUUCGAGGCCGGCAUCUCCAAGGACGGCCAGACGCGCGAGCACGCGCUGCUCGCAUUCACGCUCGGCGUCAAGCAGAUGAUCUGCUGCUGCAACAAAAUGGACGCCACCACGCCCAAGUACUCGCACAAUCGCUACAAUGAGAUCAUGAAGGAGGUGUCGAACUAUCUGAAGAAGGUGGGCUACAAUCCUUUGAAGAUCCCCUUCGUGCCCAUUUCGGGCUUCGAGGGCGACAAUAUGAUCGAGCGAUCGGCGAAUCUCGAUUGGUACAAAGGCCCGACGCUGCUCGAGGCUCUGGACGGCGUGUCGGAGCCGAAGCGCCCGUCGGACAAGCCGCUGCGCCUGCCGCUGCAGGACGUGUACAAGAUCGGCGGCAUCGGGACCGUGCCGGUGGGGCGCGUCGAGACCGGCGUGAUCAAGCCCGGCAUGGUCGUGACGUUCGCGCCCACCGGCCUGACGACGGAGGUCAAGUCGGUGGAGAUGCACCACGAGGCUCUCCUCGAGGCCCUGCCGGGUGACAACGUCGGGUUCAACGUGAAGAACGUCGCGGUGAAGGACCUGAAGCGCGGCUUCGUCGCGUCCGACUCGAAGAACGACCCGGCCAAGGAGGCCGCCAACUUCACGUCGCAGGUCAUCAUCAUGAACCACCCGGGCCAGAUCGGCAACGGGUACGCGCCGGUGCUCGACUGCCACACGUCGCACAUCGCCGUCAAGUUCGCCGAGAUUCUGACCAAAGUCGACCGGCGGUCCGGCAAGGAGAUCGAGAAGGAGCCCAAGUUCCUGAAGAACGGCGACGCCGGCUUCGUCAAGAUGGUCCCGACCAAGCCCAUGACCGUCGAGACGUUCGCCGAGUACCCGCCUCUGGGUCGCUUCGCCGUGCGCGACAUGCGCCAGACCGUCGCCGUCGGCGUCAUCAAGGCCGUCGAGAAGAAGGACCCCACCGGCGCCAAGGUCACCAAGGCGGCCGCCAAGAAGAAAUGAACCGCAAGUCCCGAGCCGGCCGGUCCGAUCUCUUGCCCUUCGGUCGUCCCCUGGCCGUUGCUGGCUCGUCGCGAGCAGACCUGGGUGCUGGAUAGACGGUGGCGAGGGUCAGAUGCGCCUUCCUUCACUGCUCUUUCUCCCAUUCCCUUCGAUCUACAGCACUCCACGUCAUCAUCUGGUGCUCGGAGAAUUUUUCCCAGUCUCCGAUCGUGCGCCAUCGCCGCGUAGGCUCGAGACUGUCCAAAAUCCUUCGCAGAGAUUGGAAAACUCGUCGGACGAAGCUCGCUCUCGAGCUCUUUCGGCAGGCACGAUCUUGAGGACCAAAUUAAUUGAUUACAGUAUUCUGUACGCGAUGUUGGCAGCGAUUCCCGUGACACGGUUCGUUAUGAAUUGCCCGACAGCACCGGAGCUUUCUCCAAUUAGUUUGAACUUGAAGUCCAGCUUUCUAGAAUGCUGUUCUGCUCUAGCUGGUUCGCAAUCUGCGUGCUUACAUCUGAGGCUACGCUUGUACUUAGCUCAGGAAUUGCAGAUCUGAUCAUAUGUCUUUUCUUAUUUUUUCAAUCAUUAUAAUUAGUAUAAUAUAUCAUUAUUGCUUUCCAUGGCUCCACAAAUUGUGUGAUUUUUCUAAGCUCUAGAUUCAUGAGAGACGAUGAGACUGCCAGACUGAUACUUUUCAGGCUAGCUUCGUACAUUGCAAUAAUAUUUCUGUUACCGACGUGAGAUUCCAGCCAAUUUUUUGUGCGUGUUGAUGUUCUUUCUUAUAUAUGAUUGAAGAAGCACUAUGAGCGCCAAAUAAAAACGUGGCAAAGUUUUGUGACCUGUUUCAAUCAAUAAGAACUGGUUAACUGGUUAAUAC
This is a messenger RNA of Marchantia polymorpha subsp. ruderalis, 2574 nucleotides long. NCBI's taxonomy places the organism in Eukaryota, Viridiplantae, Streptophyta, Marchantiopsida, Marchantiales, Marchantiaceae. The record is from the annotation of a GenBank genome assembly.